UGUAACCAGGGCUGCUAUUUCCCAAGAAAUGAAAGUAAAUCCGAACGCCUAAAAAGUGAACCUCGCGCCUACACGUCCGUUUUCACAGACAACAGACUUUUCGGCAGACAUCAUCUCUGACAGUCCGCAGUGCAAACUGGAUGAUGAUGGGCCACGGCAUUUUGUUGUGCGCUGCAUCGGUUUUUCUUGCCUAGGCGAUGAACCGUGUCAACCGAUUCCCAGAGUUUAUCUACCGCCACUGGACUAACCCUGACAUGGCCUCAGCCAGCAGCCUCCUGUGUGAAGAACAACUCCUGUGUUCAAUCUGUCUGGAUGCAUUUACUGAGCCUGUCUCUACUCCAUGUGGACACAACUACUGCAAGGCUUGUAUCACAGGGUACUGGGCCAGCAGUGGCCAGGUCCAGUGUCCCCUCUAUAAGAAGAAGUUCCGCAAAAGACCACAGCUUCAAGUCAAUACAGGAUUCAGAGAUAUGGUGGAGCAUUUCAACAACAUGAGGUUGAGGGGGGACAAUGACAUCCUUGCCAAACCAGGGGAGGUGCCCUGUGACAUCUGCCUUGAGCCGAAGCUCAAGGCCCAGAAGACGUGCCUGGUGUGUUUGGCGUCGUACUGCCAGUCUCACCUGGAGCCACAUCAGAGAGUCAAAAGCCUUAAGAAGCACCAGCUGAUCGACCCUGUGUCAAACCUGGAGGACAGGGUGUGUAAGAUGCACGACAAGAUGUUCGAGCUCUUCUGUCGCGAAGACCAGAUGUGUGUUUGUUUCAUGUGCUUAAAAGACAACCAUGCAACACAUGAAGCCAUUCCACUAGAGCGUGCAUUCAAAGAGAGGAAAGUUGAGCUGGGCUAUGUGAUGUCAGAGAUAAAAAUGAUGGAAAACACUAAAUCCAGGCGUAUUAAGGAAAUCAAAUCGUCAGUUGAACAGAGCAAGAAAGAGUUAGACAAAGAGAUAGCAGACAUUGCUGAGGUUUUCACUGCUCUGGUGGUCUCUCUGCAAAGAAGCCAGGCUGAUCUGAUUAAAGUGAUCCAGGAGAAACAGAAAGCUGCCCAGAAGGAGGCUGAAGACUGCAUGACACAGCUGGAGCAAGAAGUCGCUGAGUCAAGGCAGAGAAGAUCUGAAAUGGAGCAACUUUUACAAACAGAGGACCACCUGCACCUCCUGCAGAGCUGUCCAUCUCUCCUCUUCCCUGCACACACUGAGGACCUAUUCAACCCUCUGUCUUACUCCACCUCUCCACUGACAUCAGACCUCUGUGACAUCAGUCGGCAGAGUUAUGUGGGGAUGGUGAAAAAAGCAGUGGCUCAUAUGGAAAAGAAACUCCGUAAUGAGAUGGAGAUGCUUAUUCAUGAGGUCAGGUUAUCUGAUGGUUGUGAGGCCGAUGAACAGCCUGAUGCAGCUGAGAAAGUGAUGACAGAUGAGUUUGUUAAAGAAGUGUGGACUCCGCCGCAGGACAAGCUGAUGAUGAUCCAGCAGUAUGAUGGGGUAGACAUGACGCUGCACGCCUACACUGCCCAUUCCAAACUUGUGGUGUCUGACGAUGGAAAACAACUGAAAUUUCGUGAAGGCCCACCGCCUCCGCCUACUCUAUUUGUAAGAAGAUUUGUACGUCAACCCUUCGCCUUUGGGAAAGAGGGUUUUUCCUCAGGCAGGUUCUACUAUGAAGUUCGGGUCAGUGGGAGUAAAGGUUGGGUAUUGGGAGUGGUCAAAGAGUCCAUUAACAUGGAGACGUUUUUCUUUCCCACCCUGGGGGAGGGGCGCUGGACAUUUUGUGGAAUCUACAACCAAUUCAACGAUGAAUAUUUUGCUAAUAAUUUUGGCAAAGCUCCCCUGUACCUGAGGCAAAAGCCCGAGACAGUUGGUGUGUUUGUCGAUUACGAGAAGGGAGAGGUCUCCUUCUAUGACGUGGAAGCCAGGACUCUGAUCUACUCUGACACAGGAUGUACCUUCAUGGAGACCCCACCUGCACUAAAAGCCUUUCUCUAUUCUAUGGCUGGUGCAUACUCAAGUAGCAGACCAAGGCUCUACCCAAUUUUUGGCAUCUUGGAAGAUGACUAUGAUUAUGACAACAUGCUCGAAAUCACUCCUGUAUGCCGCACAACUUAAAGAGACCUAUUUACACAUCAGAGACAGUAGUAAUCUUUAGUAUUAGGUUCUCAGUACCUGUACUCUGCACAAUGACAACAAUAAAGUUAAAUCUAAUCUUAUCUAAUCUAAUAGUAGUAGUAUCAUACAUUACAAAAGGACAGUACAUCUUAUAAUACAUAUAUAUUCUAUGAUUUAAUUCUUAGCUUUGUUUUUUAACUGAUCAAAGCAGGUAAGAUCACUUACCUGACAGUUGAUGAUGAGGUUCUUUUUAAGGUAGGGAGAAAAGUAGAAGGUAGAUCAGUCAUAUACUCUAUUAGUAUAGGUUAAGAGCUUAAUCUUUAAUCAUUUUUAUAAUAGAUAGUUUUUUUAAAGGUCCAAUGUGUAGGAAUUUCUCCCAUGUAGCGUUGAGAUCAUAUAUCACAAUCAACUCUCUCGCACCA
This is a messenger RNA of Sander lucioperca (pikeperch), 2521 nucleotides long. Its product is annotated as E3 ubiquitin-protein ligase TRIM39-like. Lineage: Eukaryota; Metazoa; Chordata; Actinopteri; Perciformes; Percidae. Bases 198 to 2099 code for a protein of 633 amino acids. The transcript has 3 exons. Gene Ontology annotation, molecular function: protein binding; zinc ion binding. The record is from RefSeq and is a predicted model, not a curated record.